AUGGGGACAAUGCAGGAGCAGAGGGUUCAACCCUGGAUGGAGACAGAUCCCCUCCCAGCAGGCUGCCAGCUCUGACUGGUUCCGCCUAUCUCUCCCAGUGCUUACACACACUCAUUCCCAUUCCCACAGUUUCAGAGUCUGCAGCUGGAGCGGGAGAUGUGUUUGGCUUCAAACUGCGCCCUGGCCAGGGUGAACCUCUCCCUGCGCCCACGGCUGGAAGAUGGGAAGGCUUCCCUGGCUAUCAAGUACCAGGAGCUGCAGGAGAUACGAGAGACAUCCAGCCCUUGGCUGGGACCGAUGCCACAGUGGGAUGCAGGCCUCGGUGUGCAGGCAGAGUCAGAGGCACAGAUAGAGCAGUUCCUGGCCCAGGACCUGCCCCUCGAUUCCUUUCUGGAGUCCUUCUGCCAGAGCCGCACAUGCUCCCACAUCUGCCGGACGCAGCUGGAGAAACUGCAGGAGCUGCUGAAGAGACCAGGUGGUAGCCCGGCACCAGCUCGUCUUGCCCCAUUGCGGAAUGGAGUAGCCCCCAAAGCCUUCAAUCUCUCCUAUGGCUUUGUGCCUGCCUUUGUUAUCCCCUCGGAGGCUGUUGUGCCCUUUGCUAUGCCAGCUGUGCCUNCAAGACACCAUCCCCCAGCCCUGGGACCCCAGCCAGCACCUCCCUGCUCUGAAAUCCCCAGCCUCGGCUCAUCCCUGUGCCUCGUCAGACAUAUCCCCCUGCUCAGCCCCCAGCCCUUCCGCAGGUGGCAGUGGCCACAACACCAGAAGCAGGAGCCUCCGCACCGGUAG
Antrostomus carolinensis (chuck-will's-widow) is the source of this 786-nucleotide messenger RNA. Its product is annotated as vacuolar protein sorting-associated protein 37D. Gene Ontology annotation, cellular component: ESCRT I complex. Lineage: Eukaryota; Metazoa; Chordata; Aves; Caprimulgiformes; Caprimulgidae. Gene Ontology annotation, biological process: protein targeting to membrane; ubiquitin-dependent protein catabolic process via the multivesicular body sorting pathway; protein targeting to vacuole. The record is from RefSeq and is a predicted model, not a curated record.